Molecule: messenger RNA, 5389 nt
Organism: Tachysurus fulvidraco (yellow catfish)
Lineage: Eukaryota; Metazoa; Chordata; Actinopteri; Siluriformes; Bagridae
Gene: ezh2
Product: enhancer of zeste 2 polycomb repressive complex 2 subunit
Exons: 20
Coding region: 364-2637 (757 amino acids)
Biological process (GO): chromatin remodeling
Molecular function (GO): protein binding; histone H3K27 methyltransferase activity
Source: RefSeq, a predicted model, not a curated record
GAUAGAGAGCAGAGAGAAAGCGGGUUUGAAUAGUUACAGCAACGGAAAUAUUGAAAUUUGUAAGACGAUUUCAUUUUAUCUUUAAUUUUUAUUGUGUCUUCGAUAAUUUAUUAGAAGGAACCUCGACGAGUGUGAGCUCGGAAAUAGAAACGGGUUGAGAGGAGAUUUGUUGGCUUUGUUUAGCGAGCUUGCCGGUAUCGGAGGUGCCGCGACCCCCCCUUCGGUGUUCAUAGCUUAGUUAGCCGAGUUAGCUUAGCUUAGCUUAGCUUAGCUAACUGCUAAUCUUUACCCGACGGAUUCGUUUACAUUCUGAACCCUGAAUAGCUGAGUGUUUCAUGUGGACUGGACUUCCAAAGGGAAACCAUGGGCUUGACUGGGAAGAAAUCGGAGAAAGGCCCAGUGUGCUGGAGGAGGAGAGUGAAGUCCGAGUACAUGCGUUUACGCCAGCUGAAACGCUUUAGAAGAGCUGAUGAGGUUAAGAGCAUGUUCAACUCCAACAGACAGAAGAUUUUAGAGCGCACUGACAUUCUCAAUCAGGAGUGGAAACUGCGGCGGAUUCAGCCAGUGCACAUCAUGACACCCGUGAGCUCAUUACGUGGAACAAGAGAGUGCACAGUAGACAGUGGCUUUGCGGAGUUCUCCAGACAAGUCAUUCCUCUUAAAACCCUGAAUGCUGUAGCUUCUGUACCUGUAAUGUAUUCCUGGUCACCGCUCCAACAAAAUUUCAUGGUCGAAGAUGAGACGGUUUUGCACAACAUCCCUUACAUGGGAGACGAGAUCUUGGACCAGGACGGCACUUUUAUUGAGGAGCUUAUUAAAAACUAUGAUGGCAAAGUUCAUGGAGAUAGAGAAUGUGGCUUUAUAAAUGAUGAGAUCUUUGUGGAGCUGGUGAAUGCCCUCAAUCAGUACAGUGACAAUGAAGAUGAUGAUGAUGAUGAUGACCAACAUGAUUACAAACUAGAAAACUGUGAUGCGAAAGACAUUGCUGAAGAUUCUCGCAAGGAACAGCUUCUUAACUCUGAGAGUCGAAGUCGUGACUUUUCAAAAAAGUUCCCGUCUGAUAAAAUCUUUGAUGCGAUCUCCUCCAUGUUCCCUGAUAAAGGUUCACCAGAAGAGCUCAAAGAAAAGUAUAAGGAGUUGACUGAGCAGCAGCUCCCAGGUACCCUUCCACCCGAGUGCACACCCAACAUUGACGGCCCAAACGCCAAAUCGGUCCAGAGAGAACAAAGCCUGCACUCCUUCCAUACACUCUUCUGUAGACGCUGCUUCAAAUAUGACUGCUUUCUUCAUCCCUUUCACGCAACUCCAAACACCUACAAACGCAAGAACCUGGAGAAUCUGGUAGAGAACAAGCCAUGUAGCAUUGAUUGCUACAUGUACCUGGUUCAGGAUGGCAUGGUGAAGGAGUAUGCAGCUGGUGUGGUGGCUGAACGAGCGAAAACCCCGCUGAAGCGUUCAACAGCCAGACGCAGAGGCAGAGUUGCCAACAGCAGCAGGCCAAGCACACCAACCGUGAACGCAGAUACCAAAGACACAGACAGCGACCGAGAGGGAGGGACAGACACCAACGACAGCAAUGAUAAAGAUGAUGAUGACAAGAAGGAAGAGACCACAAGCUCUUCAGAGGCGAAUUCCCGCUGCCAGACUCCAGUGAAACUGAAGAUUCCCGAUCCUCCUGAAAACGUCGACUGGAGCGGAGCAGAAGCCUCCCUUUUCCGUGUACUCAUCGGCACUUACUAUGACAACUUCUGUGCUAUCGCUCGUCUCAUUGGCUCCAAGACCUGCAGACAGGUGUAUGAAUUCAGGGUAAAGGAAUCCAGCAUCAUUGCACGUGCACCUGCUGAGGACGAAGACACACCUCCAAGAAAGAAGAAGAGGAAACACAGGUUGUGGGCAACACACUGUCGAAAAAUUCAACUAAAGAAAGACGGUUCCUCUAAUCACGUCUACAACUACCAGCCCUGUGACCACCCGAGGCAACCUUGUGACAGCUCCUGCCCGUGUGUCACUGCUCAAAACUUCUGUGAGAAGUUCUGCCAGUGCAGCUCGGAGUGUCAGAAUCGUUUCCCGGGCUGCCGCUGCAAGGCUCAGUGUAACACAAAGCAGUGUCCAUGUUACCUGGCCGUGCGUGAGUGUGACCCCGACCUCUGUCUCACCUGCGGAGCUGCAGAUCACUGGGACAGUAAAAAUGUGUCCUGCAAAAACUGCAGCAUUCAGAGAGGUGCCAAGAAGCAUUUACUGUUGGCACCAUCUGACGUGGCCGGAUGGGGCAUCUUCAUCAAAGAGCCAGUUCAAAAGAACGAGUUCAUUUCCGAGUACUGUGGAGAGAUCAUCUCCCAGGAUGAGGCUGACCGCAGAGGAAAGGUCUAUGACAAAUACAUGUGUAGUUUCUUGUUCAACCUUAACAACGAUUUUGUUGUUGAUGCUACGAGGAAAGGCAACAAGAUCAGGUUUGCCAAUCACUCUGUCAACCCCAACUGCUAUGCAAAAGUUAUGAUGGUUAAUGGGGAUCACCGAAUAGGCAUUUUUGCCAAGAGAGCCAUACAAACUGGGGAGGAGCUUUUCUUUGACUACAGAUACAGUCAAGCAGACGCUCUCAAGUAUGUGGGCAUCGAACGUGAAAUGGAAAUUCCAUGAAUCUGUCUACCUCUGGAACAAAUGCCUUACACUCUUCAGGAAUUUUCUCUCCACAUGACGUUUCAAUACGUUUCGAUACUGGCUUUUAUAGGACAAGGUGAUCUGCCAACUUGGAUAUUUCUAGUAGUUUUUUACACUUCUGUCUUUUCUGUCAUUGUUUUUCUUGACCAACAGGCAAACUCUGGGAAUUCAUGUUUUGACAGUAACUUGAAUAUUCACUUGUUUACAGCUUCCAGUUUAGUAGAGAUCAGUCACUGUCUAAUGGGCUGUUUGUUUUCCAGUGUACCGAACGUUUUUAUUAUAGAAUUUUUUUUUUUUUUUUACAGUGUUCUAUUUUUUAUUUUUUUUUGCAACCAUUCAACGUCUUUCAACCUUUGGACCAAACUGACAGUAAACCGUGGGUUCAGCACCAGUUUAUUAGGUACCAGAUCUGUAUAUGGGCUGAUUUAUACUGAGCUUGCAAAACCGCAGGCAUUUUGCGCAGAUAAUUGCACAUAUUAUGGGCAUGUGGGUCAGUGGUGAGCGUCCCAAAACAGUGUAGGAUUUUACUGUAGCACAGAAGCAGCAACUGGACUAGAUGAAGUGAUUUUGCUCACCUCAGUAUUAUGCCUUCAUUUAUUUAUUUUUAUCUACACCCCAGACUUUUCUUUUUUUUCACUGGUUAUUUUGUAAUAACUUGUAGACGAUCAUGUAAAGUAGCGUACACAAGACUUGUGGAUGUGCUGUUAUAGGAAAUAAUCAACAUCGGCAUGGUGUGAUGCUACCUGACGUGAAGUGGAUUUACCGUUACUACCCUGGAGUUGAUUCUUUUCCAAUAACGGCACGUCCCAAAGUUUAUUCAUUCCUCUAAUACCACCGAGGUUUAUUUGCAACAUGUUCCUGUUAUCGUUAUCUCAUAUGUUGCAGCAGCCAUAAACAGUAGUAGCAUCACUAGCCUCUUAAGGUAAUAUAACAAACACCACUGUUGGUCAUUGCUAAGAAACAGCGUAGUGUGUAAAGUGUGUUAAAUGUGUCUUUGCAUAAAACUUCAUGAUAUUAAAAAUUCUUAUUUUAAGAUACUAUUAAAGUGGUUAAAUACAAACCCGUCAUUUAAAUUAUAGCCAAUACUGCUCUCAGUGCUGAUGUAAUACAGAUUAGAGAAUUCUCCAAUACUGUUUUACAAGUGUGUUCAUUGUCUUCUAGUUCGGGUCUCUAGUGUCAAUGCUACCAGAUACAAUUCUUUGCUCAACCAAUCAGAGUGCGCCCGACUACUCUUUACCUAUAAACCUUUUCACACACAUGCUUACUUGUAUCUUGAGGAAUCGGUAUAAAUCAGCCCUACCUAAUAAACUGGACUAACUAUGCUACACAGGCCUUCAUCAUGCUGAGGUGUUUUGAUCUAUUUGUAAACCAAAGUCACUUGUCUGCCAACAAAAGCAUCUACAGAGGUAUCCUGUACUUUCUGGACUGCCAGUGAAUCCAGUUUCUAUAAAUUAAAUGAAAAAAAAAAAGUAAGUAUUAAAAGGACAAAGAACGGAUAGAUACAGUAUCUAACUCGCGGUGCCUUGAAAUUACACUGAAUUGUUUAGGUGUCCUAAAAUGUUGGUGAUUUGUGUAUUGAGUUUGUCGUAUGCAUGAACAAAGAUUUCAAAUGGAGUAGAAAUCAGAAUCAGGGAACUUUUUGAUGUUUGUUUUUGUUCUUUUAGAAAUCUUCACAACUUUUGAGCAGCUCCUUGCCAGACUAUCACUGUAGGAAGGAAAUGUUUGGACAGUUAGAUGGUCUUCCUGUUGUUAAGUACUGGGUCCCACUAUGUUCUGGCAAAGUUUUUUUUUUAUAUAUAUAUAUAUUUAUAAAAUCUCACAAUCAAGAGCACAAGUCAGUCAAUAACAUUCUCAAUCAUUCUCAAAAAACCUUUUCCUAAUCAUUCAGUGUUUCUGAAAGGUAUUGUUUGCUCUGUUUGAGCCUGGAUUACUGAUUUAUUAUACUGUUAAGCAUUGAUUUAGACCUAACUGAUGUAUUGAGCACCUUUUCUUUAAAGCUAUAGUCAGCCCCUUAUUUCCUCCAGACAACACGCCUAGGCUAGAAUGGCUGAAUGUUAUGGAAGUGCAAGAAACACUUCCUCGUCCUGAUGGAAUGGAUACUAUUAGUUUAUAUCAAUUGUCUUUGUUUCGUCCGAGCUUUCAGGAGCCACAGAGUCUGAAAUGUGUUAUUUGCAUAGAUUUUGUGUGUAUAUAUCAAUUUUUUUUUUUUUUUAAAUAACUGGUGCUUCGUGAGGAAAAAUUCACUUUAUAGAAAUAUCACUUUAGGGUUUAUAAAAGAUUAAGAAGCUAGUAACUAGCCAUGGAGUCACUUAACUGAUGGAAUGGUGCUCUUACUUUCAACGGUAAAUACAUCAUGUACUGCGUGUACUGAGAUGUAAUGAAUCGUCACUUGCAUACAGGUCGUCAGCGUGCAGUCUGUGAUGCAUAGCCAGAGGUCUGUGAUUUUUUUUUUUUUUAAAUGUGGAAAGGACAACCUACCAGUAUGAAAGUUCUUCUAUUUAUAAUGAAGCUUUUAUUAUUGUGCUUAACUAGAAUCGAAUGGGUUUAAUCUAAACUGCAAACUCCACAACAAAGAAGUCCUGUAAAUAUUCCUUUGGAUCUAAUGUGUUGGUCAAUGGGAAGCUGAGGGAUGAAAAGCUCUACAUCUAUAAUAAAUCGACAGAAUAUUAUCGUAGACAUCUUAAUGAUGUCCCUGCAUUCUGUGAUCAAUACUCUGUGAUCAAUAAUGGAA